This is a messenger RNA of Phodopus roborovskii (desert hamster), 863 nucleotides long. It is a transcript of the gene Pgrmc2, whose product is annotated as progesterone receptor membrane component 2. The coding region runs from base 35 to 697 and encodes 220 amino acids. The record is from RefSeq and is a predicted model, not a curated record. Lineage: Eukaryota; Metazoa; Chordata; Mammalia; Rodentia; Cricetidae. Gene Ontology annotation, cellular component: membrane; endomembrane system. The transcript is spliced from 3 exons.
GGGGGCGGGAGGAGGAAGGCGCUGGCGGGCAGUGAUGGCGGCGGGUGAUGGGGACGUAAAGCUAGGCACCCUGGGGAGCAGCGGUGAGCGCGGCGGCGACGGCGGCGACGGGAACCCUGGCGGCGCGGGAGCAACGGCGGCGGGGAGCAGUUGGGUGACGGCGCUGCUGGCGACGGGCGGGGAGAUGCUGCUGAACGUGGCGCUGGUGGCGCUGGUGCUGCUGGGGGCCUACCGGCUGUGGGUGCGCUGGGGGCGGCGGGGUCUAGGCGCCGGGCCCGGGGCGGGCGAGGAGAGCCCGGCCGCCACGCUACCACGCAUGAAGAAACGGGACUUCAGCCUGGAGCAGCUGCGCCAGUACGACGGGGCGCGCACGCCGCGCAUCCUGCUCGCGGUCAAUGGGAAAGUCUUCGACGUGACCAAAGGCAGCAAGUUCUACGGCCCCGCGGGCCCAUAUGGGAUCUUUGCUGGCAGGGACGCCUCCAGGGGGCUGGCAACAUUCUGUCUGGAUAAGGAUGCACUUAGAGAUGAGUAUGAUGACCUCUCUGAUUUGAACGCCGUGCAAAUGGAGAGUGUUCGAGAAUGGGAAAUGCAGUUUAAAGAAAAAUAUGAUUAUGUAGGCAGACUCCUAAAACCAGGGGAAGAACCGUCAGAGUACACAGAUGAGGAGGACACCAAGGAUCACAGUAAACAGGACUGAACUUUGUGAACAACCAAAGCCAGGGGCCUUCAGAACUGCAACUCUUACUCCUUUCAGAGAAUGUCCAGUCUUUGGGUGUGGUGCACCUGCUGUGAGAAACACUUCACCAGAGUGUACACUGUGAUGUGCUUCACUGAAGAUCUGAAUAUGAGGCAUUCAUUAUUUG